This is a messenger RNA of Panicum virgatum (switchgrass), 1108 nucleotides long. RefSeq names its product protein G1-like. Gene Ontology annotation, biological process: response to light stimulus; mRNA transcription. The coding region runs from base 111 to 899 and encodes 262 amino acids. The transcript has a single exon. The record is from RefSeq and is a predicted model, not a curated record. Gene Ontology annotation, cellular component: nucleus. Lineage: Eukaryota; Viridiplantae; Streptophyta; Magnoliopsida; Poales; Poaceae.
UCGUCUCCGCUCGGCUGCGUCACUCGCUCACCGAGCUGACGACCACUAUAUUAAGCCCGCACCACCACCAGAUCGAUCGUCGUCGGGUGGCGGAGAUAGUAUAGUAGACGAUGUCGUCGGGCGGCGGGGACGGCGCGUCGCCGGCGGGGCGGCCGAGCCGGUACGAGUCGCAGAAGCGGCGGGACUGGCAGACCUUCACGCGGUACCUGGGCGCGCACCGCCCGCCGCUGCAGCUCCGCCGCUGCAGCGGCGCGCACGUGCUCGAGUUCCUCCGCUACCUCGACCGCUUCGGCAAGACGCGGGUGCACGCGCCGCCGUGCCCGGCCUACGGCGGCGGCGGCGGCCGGGCGGCGCCGGACGCGUGCCAGUGCCCGCUGCGCCAGGCGUGGGGCAGCCUCGACGCGCUCGUCGGCCGGCUCCGCGCCGCGUUCGACGAGCGCCACGGCGCCCGCGGGAGCGGGGCGGCGACCGCGCGCCCCGAGAACGCCGGCGACGGCGACGGCGCCAGCGCCAACCCCUUCGCCGCGCGCGCCGUCAGGCUGUACCUGCGCGACGUCCGCGACGCGCAGGCCAGGGCGCGCGGCAUCUCCUACAGCAGGAAGAAGAAGAAGCGGAACAAGCAGCCGCAGCAGGGCACCUGCGCGGCCGCCGCCGCCUCCGCAGGCUCCAAGCAGGACGGCGGCGGCGAGGGCGCGCUCCCUCACGCGAACAGCACGGCGUCAAUGGCUCCUGCGGUGCCGCUGCCGCAUCAGCAUUCAAAUCCUCCUCCGCCGCCGCCGGCGGCGUACCUCACCGGCGUGCCCUUCGAGUGCUGCGACCACGGCAGCGUCUUUGGAGGACCUACUGCCAACGGUGCGGCUGGCUUCUACCUGCCAUUGCUGUUCAACACGUUUGGCUAGCUAGCUAGGGCCUGCAUGCUCCAUGCCAUUGCCUUAGCUCCUCAAUCUUCACUUGCUUCCUCUUCUACUUUUGUGUAUGCAUGUGGCGGCCGAAUUGAUCUGAACACGUGUUCGUGUACGUGUUAUAGGGGGCAUUCAAGUGUUGGCGUUUUUAUUUGCAUUUGGUGUACAUUGAUUUAUCUUUCAAGUGGUUUCUGUAUUUGCAUUCA